AUGUUACCACGUUUACAAAGAUCAAGUCCUCAACUUCAAUUUGUUUCAGAAGAAAGUAAUUUUGGCAGUAAAUUAGCACCAACCAUGUCUAAACAGAAUCCUACAAAUGAAUCACAAUCACAAAUGACUUCUCAAAAAUAUCCCACCUGUCUACAUAACAAUAAUAAUAAUAACAGUGGUACUGUUCAACAAACACAAAUCACAUCUAAUUCACCCGAGAUUCAUUUCAGUCAUGAUCAACGAGUUGUGACAUUUGGUACAAAACCAAAUACUACUAAUACUACCAGUAAUUUAUCAGUUGUGCCAAGCAGUGAGGAUGAUGAAUGGGAUUCGGAGACGGAAGAUUUAAAUAUUGUUGCAGCUGAAAUUAAUAAAUCUCAACAAUUAACACCGGGAUCAUCAAAUAAACUAACAAAUCCACUAAAACCCAUUACAUCCUAUUAUAAAUCAAAUCACAGUAUCAAUAAUAGUUCUAUGCAACAGAAACACAACAGUCCUCAAGGAGUAAAAUUCACUUCAUAUAAAAAUGCAAAUUUAAAAACUGGUUAG
This is a messenger RNA of Schistosoma margrebowiei, 549 nucleotides long. The record is from the annotation of a GenBank genome assembly. Lineage: Eukaryota; Metazoa; Platyhelminthes; Trematoda; Strigeidida; Schistosomatidae.